UUCCUUACAUUUAGAGCUUUGUUUUGUUAAGUUUCCUUUUUAAUGUUUCACUUACAACAAAAAGAUUUUCACAAGAUGAGGACAGAAAGGAAAAUACAAACUUUUAAUGCAAAAAGUGCUUUACCUAUUUCUCAAAACCUUGUGAAUAGAUGUGGUAGGAAUUUGAAGAAGGAUCAACUUGGUGGGGUCAUAUUUGGAUGCACAAGGCAUACAAUGAAAGAGUGUCUAUCUAAACAACUCUUUGGUUUACCAGCUCAACACUUUUCAUAUGUGGAGAAUAUUAAUCCAAAGAUGCCUUUAUUUCUUUUCAAUUAUAGUGAUAGAAAGCUUCAUGGAAUUUUUGAGGCUACGAGUCAUGGGAAAAUGUUUAUAGACCCUUAUGCAUGGAUUAAUGAUGAUUAUACCGAUGAAACACAAUAUCCUGCACAGGUAAAAGUUCGUGUACGAGUCCAAUGUCAUCCAAUAUUAGAAGAUAAAUUUGGACCAGUAAUCGGAGAAAAUUACUAUCUUAAUAAUCAUUUUUGGUUUGAACUAGAUCAUAGACAAACAAGCAAGUUAAUGUAUUUAUUUGUAUCUACUGCCAUGGCUACUAAAAAUCCAGUACCACAAUAUAAUACAAAGACGAGAAUUGAAUAUCCAUAUUUUCCACGUGAAACCCUUAAAAAAGAUGGAUUGAACCGACCAUUACGUGUCCGUCCAAUUAGAAAGGAGAUAAAUCAUGAUGAAAAAAGUCGUGUAUAUAAAAAACUAUUAGAAAUGGCUCUUGGAAAGAAAAAGCAAGACCUAUCUUUUAUAGACAAUGUAAGAGAUGCUGCUAAUGAGAGCAAUAUAAAGGGUUAUAGAGAGGAACCAUUGAGUUUAAGAAAGAAGGAUGAGAAUUGCGGUGCUUCGUUGGAUAAUCUCUAUACGAUAGUACAGUCUGCGCAACAAAGGAUUGGAGACCGAAAAGCUUUUAAAAAAACUCAAUCCUCGGAGAAUGGUGAUCUAAAACAACAGCCGGCAAUUCAAGAUGUCAAAGAUGAUUACACAAUGUCUAGAUUUACAAAUGUGGAGAAGACGAAUAUCCAAUUAUUUUUGUCUAAGAAUGCAACCAAAUCUUUUCAACCAUUGAACUUUAUUGGUUUAUACACGACACAAGUACGAUUGAAAGUUAUUAGUACUACAAAUGGAAAUAAAUGCUUUACAAAUGUUGAGAUCUUUCAUUUAGAUUAUGGAACAUGGAUCUCUAUCAAUUCAAACUCAAAUAAGAAGUUUGAUCUUGCUGGAAUGGAACUCAAUGAUUCACUUCAUAUCAAUGGUGGAUAUAAUGGAUUUGACUAUUUGAAGUAUACCAUGGAUGAUUUUGAUGAAUGCACAAGUGUUCCAUAUAUGGAUCUCUUUGAUCCAUGUUUUGAGGCAAGAAUGAAGCUGAUGAAUUAUCUUGAGAAUUUUUCUGAUGCUAAAGAUUUUAAAGAGUCUAAAAGAUUGAGGGAGUCUAAGUUUUUGAAACUUUUUUAG
Molecule: messenger RNA, 1497 nt
Organism: Lathyrus oleraceus (garden pea)
Lineage: Eukaryota; Viridiplantae; Streptophyta; Magnoliopsida; Fabales; Fabaceae
Exons: 10
Coding region: 43-1497 (484 amino acids)
Biological process (GO): response to endoplasmic reticulum stress
Molecular function (GO): protein binding
Source: RefSeq, a predicted model, not a curated record